This is a messenger RNA of Coregonus sp. 'balchen', 1023 nucleotides long. Lineage: Eukaryota; Metazoa; Chordata; Actinopteri; Salmoniformes; Salmonidae. The record is from the annotation of a GenBank genome assembly.
AUGAUGCCUAUUGGACCAGCCUGGCCCACCUGGUACUCACAGCCAUAUCCCCAACCAUACCACUGUGCUCCAACCAUUGUGGGUGUUGCUAUACCUCCCGUGUCAGUGGUUGAUCCCAGCAUCCCCUCUAUGGUGAUGGAAGGAGAGAAGGAGAAGAGGCGACGAGCUGUUAGGUCGAGGUCAAAAAGAGACCCCAACAGUUUCACUCAGAAAUAUAGGAGAUUGAUGGAGGUGAUGGGCAAGACUGGAAACAAAAUUGACGACACCCCUUAUAUAAACUAUCAGAGGUUUGGGAACACAAACGAUAUGUAUAAGAGAUGGGAUGCUACUGAUAUGGUGAAUCUUCCAAGUCAGGCAAUUGAGGCCCAAACAGAAGAUAUGGGUACCUCUGACAGAGACUUGUGUCAGAAGCAGAAAUAUAUGCUAAUGUUUCAUGAAGAGCAGAACAGCAUGAGGGAAAAGAAAGACGAAGACAAGAUGAAUAGAGAGCAAGAUGGAGAGAAAACCCCAAAAGUGAGAGCUGUGGGACUGAAAGGCCAACAUGAGAUGAGCAUGAGUCAGAGCAUUCGCAGCCAAGUGAAAAGUCAUAGCCCAACUAACUAUGACACAGUGACGACAGUCGGACAAGCCGUUGCAGGUGACGACAGGAGCUUUCAGAACUACCCUAUCAUCGUCCACUCUCAGCAGCACCUGGUCAGUCCGUCUCUCUUCAACCAAGCCGGGAACUCUCACAGUCAAUGUCCUGAGAUACCCUUCAGCACCAUAUCCCUGUCAGAGUGGGCGGCCCUCAUGGACACGUGUCUCUCCCCACCUUGGCCACAGGGGUCAAAGGCUUUUGUAGUUGGAGAAGACACAGAGACAGGCUUGGCCCCUGCUGCCUCCAAUGACAGGUCAACAGACUGCCAUAGCAAUGAGAGUCGUAGUAGGUAUGUGCCCUUGGAUGACAGCACCUUGAUUGAUGAACUUUACUAUCAGUACACAUGCCACAGAUCUACACCAUUCUUACCAGAUGGACAGGACUAA